Molecule: messenger RNA, 333 nt
Organism: Thelazia callipaeda (thelaziosis nematode)
Lineage: Eukaryota; Metazoa; Nematoda; Chromadorea; Rhabditida; Thelaziidae
Source: the annotation of a GenBank genome assembly
AUGCCUCUUCGUUGGAAAAAAUUUUUAAUGCUCAUUGGUGCAAAUAUUGGUCUCAUCUAUUUGGUACAUUUUCCCAGAAGUCAAAUUCCUACAACCAAUUUAUCUGAUUUAUCUGUCGAUCAGCUGGAAGAGACAUUAUUACUCGAGAAUACUUGCAAGUUACCUAUUAUUGAACCAAAUGAACCAAAUUUAAACGGAUAUAUUCAACAGUUUAGAUCUAUCCAGUGCAAUAGCCAAAUGCCAAAUAUAGUUUCAAUGGACGAAGAAUUUCUGAUUUUGCAUAAUCCAUUGGGAAUUUGGGAAAGAGCAGCUCGAGUUCCUAGCCAUAAGUAA